Messenger RNA from Dacryopinax primogenitus, 495 nucleotides. RefSeq lists its product as uncharacterized. The record is from RefSeq and is a predicted model, not a curated record. Bases 99 to 338 code for a protein of 79 amino acids. Lineage: Eukaryota; Fungi; Basidiomycota; Dacrymycetes; Dacrymycetales; Dacrymycetaceae. The transcript has a single exon.
CGGGCAUCGAUACGGCCACCGACAGAAUAGUUUUAUCGCUCACUUCGAUAAUCAUUUUUGCGGUGUUUGCGGCACUGACCCUCAUUCUUUGCGCCCUCAUGUUUGCAUACUCAUCCUCGGAAAUCACACCUAACAAUACCGAUUUUGCAGAACUUGACAUCACGGCGCGUGCAUCUCACUUGCACCUGUUCGAUGGCCUUUCGAAUGCCGAUAACGAUGAAAUCGUGUCUAAGAUUGGACAGGAGUAUUUGUGGCUGGGGGAAAGCGAGGAUGGGAGGAGCGUGGAGAUCUCGAGCGAGAAGCUUACGCCGCUGCAACUGCGGAAGGCCUACUUCUGACCUUGUCACGGUUUUACGUUUGCGCCAUAUUGAAUUAUGCUGGUUGUUGUAUCGACGAAUGUCCACUAGUAUACGACUCGAUUUUGAUACUGUACUGAGCUAUAUGUUCAUAAUUUGACGCCCAUGGUGUUGUACGUAAUGGAGAACAGUAAUUUGC